AUGCCAGGCCCAAAGAAACCACAACCACCACCAUCCCAACCCCUCGCCCGCCUCUUCCACCUCCUCUCCUCCUUCCAAACCACCGACGAGAUCCGCACCUACCUAAUCGCCGACAUGCGCUCCGGCCACAACUUCUGCCUCUCCUGUUCACCUGCAGGACUCCCUCCGGGCACCUGCAACCGCACAUGCGUCCUCCUCUCACCACACAAGUACGCGCCCAUCAAACUCGAUCCAACAUGGCUCAGCCGCGCCAUGCGCGACCAGACCAUGUACCGCGACGUGCUGACGGAGAUCAAAGCGUGUGGCGGGAAUGCGUCGGAGCAAAAGAUUGCGGAGUGGGAGGGUAAGAUUGGGAGGUUGAUGCGGUGGGCGAUGAAUGAGACGGAGAGAAGAGAGGCGAUGGGGUGGAAGGAGGGGAAGGGGUGGACGGCGGUCACGGGGAUGGAUGCGGAGUGGGUUUUUGAGGCUGCGUGGAGGAUUAGGGCGGUGGAUGAGGUGGAGGCUGCGUUGGAGGGGAUGAUGUCACCGGGACAUGGAAAGUCGGGGCAGGGGAAGAAACGAAAGGUGCUGGAUGAUGGUGAGGUGCUGGAAAUCGAUGAGGGAAGGUUCACAAGGAGUAAAAAGAAGCGGCAAAAGAUCGCGCAUGCUGUAAAAGGGAUUGAACGUGGUAGACGAGGUUGA
This is a messenger RNA of Parastagonospora nodorum SN15, 681 nucleotides long. RefSeq lists its product as hypothetical. The record is from RefSeq and is a predicted model, not a curated record. The coding region runs from base 1 to 681 and encodes 226 amino acids. Lineage: Eukaryota; Fungi; Ascomycota; Dothideomycetes; Pleosporales; Phaeosphaeriaceae. The transcript has a single exon.